AUGCAAAGAGGAUACCGUAACUCGGAUUUCUGGAAGGAAAAAUUUCUUUCAGGGUUACCUAUUCUCUUUUAUGAAAGAAUACGAAAUCAGCUUAUGACCCAAUACAAGGGGGUAAUACCCUACAAUAUGCUCACUUGGGGUGAAUUGUCAAACCAAGUUAUGCGUGAAGGCAUUGCUUUAUGCAAUGAACUUAAACUGCAAAAGCAGUUAAAGAAAGAAAAGCAAAUGGGCAAAAAUGCUCUUGGUGACUUUUGCCGACAAUCUAGACAAAAGCAGUUUGUCCCAAGACAAGUCCCAUUCAGGAGGAGAAAGCAAGGAAGAAGGAACGCUUCUAGAAAUGAAGAUAAGAAGCUGGUAACUUGCUAUAGAUGCGGAAGACUGAGACAUUAUGCCAAUAAAUGUCGAGUAAAGAAAGCAAUUGACGCACUAGAACUCGAUGAAGGUAUGAAGAAAUCACUAGAAUUGGCUCUUCUGAAUAAUAGAGAAGAGAAAAAAAGAAUUAUGGAACUAGCAAAUGAAUCUGAAAUAUCAGAAGAAUCUGAAAAUUUGGAAAGUGAAGAUGAGGAUAUAGAAGAUUGCUAUUGUGGUUUGAACGUCAUAACAAGAGAAGAUAAUCUUGUUUUGGAUCUAAUAGAUCAAAUACAAGACCCUAAUAUGCGAAAAAGGUUUUGGGAAAAACUCUUACAGUCUAAAGAACGGGGCUUGGCCUCUAAAAUAGAGGAAAAGGUAACGACGAUUCCAUAUGACGUAACACAGAUUAUUAAUAGAAUAAAAGAAAAAUCUGUGUCAAGAAAAACCUCUACAGAAGAUCUUCAACAAGAAGUAAAACUUCUUAAACAAUAA
This is a messenger RNA of Tripterygium wilfordii, 843 nucleotides long. RefSeq lists its product as uncharacterized. NCBI's taxonomy places the organism in Eukaryota, Viridiplantae, Streptophyta, Magnoliopsida, Celastrales, Celastraceae. The transcript has 2 exons. The coding region runs from base 1 to 843 and encodes 280 amino acids. Gene Ontology annotation, molecular function: zinc ion binding; nucleic acid binding. The record is from RefSeq and is a predicted model, not a curated record.